This is a messenger RNA of Prunus avium (sweet cherry), 610 nucleotides long. RefSeq names its product Gibberellin-regulated family protein. Lineage: Eukaryota; Viridiplantae; Streptophyta; Magnoliopsida; Rosales; Rosaceae. The record is from RefSeq and is a predicted model, not a curated record.
AGUCUAUAAAAUACCUCCCUCUUCUUUGAACCUUAUCGUUAGGCACAAACUAAACACUUCACAAGAUGAAGCUCUUCUCCAUUUUUCUUAUCACCAUUCUUCUCCUGCAGGCUUUUGCAGAGGUUUCAUCAUUCAGUGAUGCUGCAAAUUCUACCACAAAUAUGCUUGAAGGAAAUUACGCAGUGGUAGCUCUUAGUAAGAAGGCGCAUCAUCUUCCCAAAAUCAAUUGCAACUAUGCAUGCUCGAGGAGAUGCAGGAAGACAUCAAGAAAGAAGAUAUGCAAGCGAGCAUGCAAAUCUUGUUGCGAGAGAUGCCACUGCGUUCCACCAGGCACCUAUGGGAACAAGAAAGCAUGCCCAUGUUAUGCAAAACUCAAGACACAUGGAAACAAGCCUAAGUGCCCUUAAUCACAUAAACAUGCCCACGUAAGCAUAUUUGAAUACAAUAAUACUAUUUGCAUCACAUUUGAUUGACGAUCAGCAAAAUCGUGUCUCUAAUAGUGGUGGGUCCCACUAAUAUAUGUGGAAUUCACCUUUAUUACAACAGUGGUUAGCAAUAUGUGAUCAGUAAAUGUGGUACAAAUAGCAUCACUCAUUUGAAUAUGUACACA